Molecule: messenger RNA, 640 nt
Organism: Megachile rotundata (alfalfa leafcutting bee)
Lineage: Eukaryota; Metazoa; Arthropoda; Insecta; Hymenoptera; Megachilidae
Product: signal peptidase complex subunit 1-like
Biological process (GO): protein targeting to ER
Cellular component (GO): membrane; signal peptidase complex
Source: RefSeq, a predicted model, not a curated record
AAAUUCUACCCGCGCAGUUAUAUUUCGCGCCACAGUGAAAGUGACACGUGACAGUAAAGAGUGCUUGCGCCUGCGCUAGCUACGUCAACAUUUCAUGUAUGAUUUGUAUCUGAAUUAAAAUUUGUUUGUCGUUAGUUAACAAAUUGAUAUUAUUUACAAUGAGUUCGUGGAUACAAUAUAUUAAAUCCAUUCCAACGCAUAUGGACUAUGAUGGGCAAGCUAGAGCAGAAAAGUUAUCAAGAGUUAUUAUAACAUUAUUUGGGGUUGUUGGAUUAAUAUGGGGAUAUGUUAUUCAGCAAUUUUCUCAAACAUUUUACAUACUUGGAGCUGGAUUCGUAUUAGCCGUCCUAAUCACUGUACCCCCAUGGCCCAUGUAUCGUCGUAAACCUUUGGAGUGGCAAAAACCUCAGGCUGAAGUCACGCUUAAACAAAAGAAAAAGAAAUAGGUGGCUGCUGUUUAUGAUUACUGAUAUUUUUUAAACUGUUAACUCAUUAAAGGAGUACAUUGUGUUAAUUUGGUAUUAAAAAUCAUAUGUUUAUGACAGAACUUAGAAACCUAUUUAUUGUAACAAAAAUAGAGUGAGCUAUUUGUAAUGAUUGCUGAUACAUUAAUUUAAAAAUUAUUAUCAAUAAUAGUAAA